Molecule: messenger RNA, 735 nt
Organism: Dictyostelium discoideum AX4
Lineage: Eukaryota; Evosea; Eumycetozoa; Dictyosteliales; Dictyosteliaceae
Exons: 2
Coding region: 1-735 (244 amino acids)
Source: RefSeq, a predicted model, not a curated record
AUGAGUUUUGGAAAACCAUUAGCAAAACCAGCACCAGCACCAUUAAAACCAUCACCAUUUGGCGCUAAAGUUGGUACCACUACUACACCACCACCAGUUGCAGCUAGACCAACACCAGCUCCACCAACAGGUGCAGCACCACCAACUUCAUCACCAUUAAAACCAGCAGGUUCACCAUUGAAACCAGCAGGUGCACCACCAACUUCAUCACCAUUGAAACCAGCAGGUGCACCAACCCCAUCACCAUUAAAACCAGCAGGUGCACCAACUUCAUCACCAUUAAAACCAGCAGGUGCUCCAACUCCAUCACCAUUAAAACCAGCAGGUGCUCCAUUAAAACCAGCAGGAACUACAACUACUCCAGUACCUACAACUACUGGUGUACCAAAACCAGCACCAAGACCAUUAACAUCAACUAGUGCAGGAGCACCAGCACCAACACCAGUAUCAAAACCAACACCAGUUUCAAGACCAGCAGCACCAACUCCAACACCAAAACCAAAAAAUGAUGAUGAUGAUGAUUGGGAUGAUGAAGAUGCAUUUGAUUCAAAUCCAAUUUUAGCAACUUGUCGUGUCAUUAAAGAUUGUAUUCCUACUAAUAAUGCUACAUUAACUUUAAUUAGAGAUGAUCUUGUUUAUGUUUUCAAAAAGAAUAGUCCAAAAGAAUGGGAAGGUGAAACUAAAGGUGUUUAUGGUAAAUUCUCACCAGAAUAUGUUGUUGAAAUUAAAGAUUAA